Molecule: messenger RNA, 417 nt
Organism: Gongylonema pulchrum
Lineage: Eukaryota; Metazoa; Nematoda; Chromadorea; Rhabditida; Gongylonematidae
Source: the annotation of a GenBank genome assembly
AUGUUCUUCUAUUCAGCAAGGCCAAGAGCCCUUUCACUACGACGAUCAUCAGUCGCUCCGCAGGGUACCGAAACACGAUUAGCACGUCAAAUUGCAGAGCUUCUUGCACGACAAACUGCCCCUUUGGAGGUAACACAAGAUCACCAGGAAAAGAAGAGCGAGAAAGAGAAGGAUUAUGAUAAGUGGGAGCGAAAUUUGCCUAUUCGGAGUUCAUCGCUGGCAAAUCCCCCGCAGCGAUCAACUUCUGACCCACGACGCGGCAGUAAGCCAUCCAGAUAUUAUCAUCGAAGACCCACCGUGACCAUCCAAAGUGAUGGACGCAUUAUAAUUGGUGGGUAUACACUUUUUUUAUAUUUAAUUUCUAACUCUUCUGGAAUCAGCAAAACAGCGUUUGGCGCCGAUUUCGUUCUUGAAUGA